Messenger RNA from Paramecium sonneborni, 486 nucleotides. NCBI's taxonomy places the organism in Eukaryota, Ciliophora, Oligohymenophorea, Peniculida, Parameciidae. The record is from the annotation of a GenBank genome assembly.
AUGCUAAAAGGAAUUAUGAAAAUUUUAAUCGAAUUAAAUUGUGGAAUUUCUAAUACAUAUUUUCCUAAGUUUUAAGUCUCCACCAUUUAAUUAAAAGAAUCAAUAAUGUAGGAUUUUAGGUAUUUUAUUCAUGAUUAAUUGAUCACAAAAUAGUGGAAUGCAUCUAAUAUAAAAGAGUUUAUUAAUCCUUAAACCUAAUAAAAAGGUAAGAAUUUAUUACUAAAAGUAAUACAUUUUGUAAUCAAUUCACAAAAUAAAUUUAACUGUAGAGCAUUUUUUUUAAAAUGGUGUCAGAACAUCAAGUUUAAGAUUUUUUUAAAAAACUUUAAAGAAAAUAAUUAAAACGACACUCAAAUUUAAUAACAAUAAAUCCUUUGGUUUUCAAAAUCUAUAUAAAAAGUCUAAAUUAAUAAAGAAAUGAAAAAAAUUAUAUUUGAAAAAAUUAUCAAGAACAUUAAAGAUUUUCUUGAAUUGAUGAAGGACUGA